GUCGACGAGUCCGCGGGCGCCUGCGACAGGCAGCGCAGGGAGCUCGUGGGCCGCCUGCGGGACACGACGAACGACUACCAGGAGAAGAUCGCCGGGUGCUUCCAGAGGCAGAAGAUGCUCGCCGACGAGAAGUUGCGGGCCGUGGCGGGCUGGAGGAGAGCGCGCACACCGCCCUCGACAUCGUCGGUGGCGAGGAGAGGCGCCAGCAGCAGGAGGUGGAGGCCCCUGCGCCCGCCAGGUACAGCUGCGGCGCCGGCGGCUGGAGCUGCGGCGCGCGCCCUUGCUGCUGCUGAGCGGCUCCGCCUCGGUGCCGCGGAGGAGUGCCUGGACAGCGCGCAAGGUUCCGACGACAGUGCGAACUCGGGGAUCGCCGAUUGCUUCGACGAGGCCUGGAGAGACGCGCAGAAGGUGCUGAACCGCGCUGGGCCGCUCAUGGCGGAGGCGCCCACCGCUCAGCCCCAGGCCGCCCCUGCGGCAGGGCCGUCCCCGCCGGCGACAGCCGAUGCGGCCCUGGGGCCGAGCGAGGACGGCCCCAGCAGCGCGAGUUCCUUCUUCUCGCAGUCGCUGGCCAAGGGCGAGCAGCGCUGCAUCGACUGCGGCUUGCCGGACGCGGAUUGGGCCAGCGUUUCUUACGGACUGAUGCUACCUCUGCGUGGACUGCGCAGGGCAGCACCGCGGGCUCGGGGUGCCGAGCCUUCGUGCGGAGCACCACCAUGGACGUGUGGAGCCCGGAGCAGCUCCGGCGGAUGCAGCUGGGUGGCACUUCGAGCUUCCACGAGUUCCUGCAGGGCUACCCGCGGCUGCGGGACCAGCCGGCCACGCCGGCGGCGCUGGCGGCACGAUACGGCUCCCGCGCGGCCGCGCACUACCGGCGGCUCCUCGACGCCCGGUGCGAGGGCGAGGGCCUGGGCGACCUGGGCGCCCCGCCCAGCGCGGAGGAGGGGCACCUGGCCUGGCGGUCGCUGGACGGCGGGGGCGCGGGCUCCUCGGGGGGCGGUGCGCCGGAGGGCGCCGAGGCCGGCGAGGACAGCGAGGCCGCGGUGGGGUCGAUGGAGGACCGAGGAGCGUGCCAGACUGGAGGCCGUUUACCGCAGGCACCAGCCGGGCGCCCGGAACGCGGCAGGCCACCCGGCCGCGGCCGCGGCCGCCGAGCAG
Prorocentrum cordatum is the source of this 1155-nucleotide messenger RNA. NCBI's taxonomy places the organism in Eukaryota, Dinophyceae, Prorocentrales, Prorocentraceae. The record is from the annotation of a GenBank genome assembly.